UACUGAAAACUGUAAUGGAAAAUUAUUCAGAUGAGAAGGAGAACAUGCCUGAGGAGCAAAAGCCUCUCUUGUCAACUUCUGUCUCUUCAAAGGGUGGCAUCAAAACCUUGCCUUUCAUCAUUGGAAGUUUUGGAUUAAUGAAUAUGGUGCCAGUCGCAUUAGCAGCAAACAUGAUAGUGUAUUUGAUGAAAGAGUAUCAUAUGGACAUGGCUUCUGGCACUAAUUUUAUCUAUAUUUGGUCUGCACUAUCAAAUUUUGCACCUGUAAUCGGAGCUUUCAUGGCGGAUUCUUUUGUGGGUCGGUUUCAGAUGAUAGGAAUUGGAUGUUUCCUUAGCCUUGUGGGAACAGUGCUUGUUUGGUUAUCAACCAUGAUCCUGCAAGUAAGGCCUCCGUGGUGUAGUGAAUCUAGUGAGAGUUGUAGCCCUGCUACGGCUUCACAGUUUGCAUUUUUAUGCAUCGGUCUUUCUGUGUUCGCGAUUGGAUCUGGCGGGGUAGCAUCUUCUACGUUGGCUUUCGGUGCUGAUCAGUUGAAUGAAUUAGAGAACAAAGGCAGCACAUUAAUGGAGAGCUAUGUCAGCAUGUACUUAGCUAUGACUUCAUUUUCUAUGUUUGUUGGUAUAACUUGCCUCAUUUAUAUCCAAGACAACUUUGGGUGGAAAGUGGGCUAUGGUGUUCUUGUUGCACUUGUGCUCUUUGCAGUUCUAGUGUUCUUCUUAGGUUCAGCUUGGUAUGUGAGACCAAAUGUCAAAAAGAACUUAAUCACAGGCUUAUUUCAAGUCAUGGUAGCCUCUUGCAGAAACAGACAUCUCCAAUCUUCUUUGGAGAAUGCUUACUAUUCAAAAGGUUCAAUUCUAAGUCAUCCCAGUGAAAAACUAAGGUUUCUGAACAAGGCCUGCAUUAUACAAGAUCCUCAACGAGACUUAGCUACAGAUGGAACAGCAAUAAAUCCAUGGAGGCUUUGCACAGUGGAUCAAGUAGAGGAGCUGAAAGCAUUACUGAAGGUAAUGCCGAUAUGGUUAACAAGGAUGAUAAUGUCCAUAAACCUUACUCAAGCUUCUUUUGUGGUGAUUCAAGCCACCACCCUAGAUCGCCAUAUUGGUCCAAACUUCGAAAGCCCGGCAGCAUCAAUAGGCUCUUUAGGCCUUGUGUUCGUGGUGGUUUGGGUUGUAUUAUAUGACCGCAUAGUUCUUCCACUAGCAUCAAGAAUUAGUGGAAAGCCUUUCUAUUUCAGCAUGAAAUCAAGAAUGGGGUGUGGGAUCUUCGUUUCUUUCUUGUCGAUGGUGGCCAUGGCGGUGGCGGAGGGUAUAAGGCGGAGAGAGGCGAUCGAGGAGGGAUUCUCAGAUGAACCAGACGCGGAUGUCCCAAUGUCCAUACUAUGGGUAUUGCCAACUUAUGCCCUUACGGGAAUUGCAGAGGGAAUGAACGGUGUGGCGUUGAAUGAGUUCUACAUCUCAGAGUUUCCCAAGAGCAUGUCCAGUAUAGCAUCUAGUCUGUAUGUUUUGAGCAUGGCCUUUGCCAAUCUUUUAUCAAGUUUAAUAAUGAGCGUUAUCAAUAGAUUGACUGCAAGAGAUGGUGAAGAGAGCUGGAUAUCAAGCAACAUCAACAAGGGACACUAUGACUACUUCUAUUGGGUUCUUUCUGGGUUAAGCAUGGCCAACUUCUUAUUGUUUCUGGUUUUUAGCAAGGCUUAUGGCCCUUGCAAAGACCAGAUCCAGGCCACGGAGGAAGAAGAUAUCAAGUUGUAGACAUGUCAAUUAGCUAGGUUUGUAUUGCAUGUGUACGUAUCACACAAACUGUAUUAUUAUUGCUAUCUGCCAUUAGGUUUUGUAGGGUGUGAUAAGUGGAUUUACCAAUAUAUAUAAAUGAAAAAAUGGAAUUUAAUUUUAGAAAAUUAA
Messenger RNA from Ipomoea triloba (trilobed morning glory), 1895 nucleotides. RefSeq names its product protein NRT1/ PTR FAMILY 1.2-like. Gene Ontology annotation, molecular function: transmembrane transporter activity. The coding region runs from base 15 to 1745 and encodes 576 amino acids. The record is from RefSeq and is a predicted model, not a curated record. The transcript has 4 exons. Gene Ontology annotation, biological process: transmembrane transport. Gene Ontology annotation, cellular component: plasma membrane. Lineage: Eukaryota; Viridiplantae; Streptophyta; Magnoliopsida; Solanales; Convolvulaceae.